GGAAAAUCAGGAAACUGGAGGAUGUGGGGAGAGUAGAGAGAGCCUGGCCCAUGCCCUGCCAAGGUCUGCUGUUUGCCCUUCUCAUCCUUGCCUCAGUAUCCCCACCUGCACACAGAGGAGGCUGGUCUGGGUGGCCCCUCCUCAUGGGAUUGGGUAACAGCGAGGGAUCUUCAAACUCCAGAACCCCCUGGCUAGGGGUCCCCAGCUUGGGAAAAACUUUCUCCACCAGAGGCGAGGGAUAUGGAGGAGCGCGGAUCCCCCGAUGGGGACCCCGCGCGGAGCCUGGAGCAGGGGCCAGAGGGGCCAGAUACACCCAUCCAGGUGGUGCUCAGGGUGCGUCCCAUGAGCGCUGCCGAGCUGCGUCGAGGGGAACAGAGCGUGCUGCACUGCACAGGGGCCAAGACUCUGCAGGUGAGCCCUCCGGGCGGGGGCGCGGAGGUGGCGUUCCGCUUCGGGGCCGUGCUGGACGGGGCACGCACGCAGGAGGAUGUGUUCCGGGCGUGUGGCGUCAGGCGACUCGGGGAGCUGGCGCUGCGCGGCUUCUCCUGCACCGUCUUCGCCUUCGGCCAGACCGGCUCCGGGAAGACCUACACCCUGACUGGGCCUCCGCCCCAGGAAGAGGGGGUGCCCAUACCCCCCAGCCUGGCUGGCAUCAUGCAGAGGACCUUCGCCUGGCUGUUAGAGCGCGUGCAGCACCUGGGUGCGCCUGUCACCCUGCGGGCCUCCUACCUGGAGAUCUACAAUGAGCAGGUCCGGGACUUGCUGAGCCCAGGGUCUCCCCGGCCCCUCCCUGUUCGCUGGAACAAGACCCGGGGCUUCUAUGUGGAGCAGCUGCGGGUGGUGGAGUUUGGGAGUCUGGGGGCCCUGAUGGAACUUCUGCAGAUGGGUCUUAGCCGUCGAAGGAGCUCAGCUCACACCCUGAAUCAGGCCUCCAGCCGAAGCCAUGCCCUGCUGACACUCUAUGUCGGCCGCCAGACUCAGGCGCCUCCUGAGGAUCCCGGGGAACCCCCCACCGGUGGGAAGCUGUGCUUUGUAGACCUGGCCGGCAGUGAGAAGGUGGCAGCCACAGGAUCCCGUGGGGAGCUGAUGCUGGAGGCCAACAGCAUCAACCGCAGCCUGCUGGCCCUGGGUCACUGCAUCUCCCUGCUGCUGGACCCACGGUGGAAGCAAAGCCACAUUCCGUUUCGAGACAGCAAGCUCACCAAGCUGCUGGCAGACUCGCUGGGGGCGGGAGUCACCCUCAUGGUGGCCUGCGUGUCCCCCUCAGCCCAGUGCCUUCCUGAGACUCUCAGUACCCUGCGAUAUGCCAGCCGAGCUCAGCGGGUCACCACUCAGCCGCAGGCCCCCAAGUCCCCUAUGGCAAAGCAGCCCCAGCGUUUGGAGACUGAGAUAGCGCAGCUCAGGGAGGAGAACCAUCUCCUUCGGUCCCAACUGGGCCGGAUGGACCCCAAGGUCUCUGGACUCAGUGGUACCCGAGUGGCUUGGGCCCAGCGGAACCUCUACGGGAUGCUCCAGGAGUUCAUGCUGGAGAAUGAGAGGCUCAGGAAAGAAAAGAGCCAGCUGCAAAGUAGCCGGGACCUGGCCCGGGAUGAGCAGCACGUCCUGGCCCAGCAGGUCCAUGAGCUGGAGCGGCGCCUCCUCUCUGCCUGCUGCCUUCACCGGCCUGGACUCCGCCCUGCCCCACUGUGUCCCUGUGCCAUGGGGCCAGUUCCCUCCUGCCAUGCCCUGCCGCCCCUGUGCGCCUGCCCCUGCUGCCACCUCUGCCCUCUGUGCCGAGCGCCACCGGCCCACUGGGCCUGCCCACAGAGGGAGCUCCACCUGCCCCAGGUGUUUGGUGCUAAGACCCCAGAUGGCAUGAUCCUGCCUGCCCGGCCCCCACCCUGGGCACCCCCAUGCAGCAGCCAUGGCUCUGCCAAGUGCCCGAGAGAGAGGAGCCACAGCGACUGGACUCAGACCCGAGUCCUGGCGGAGAUCCUCACCGAGGAGGAGGUGGUACCUUCUGCCCCGCCCCUGCCCAUGGGGCCCCCGAACACGUCGCCAGUGCUGAGAGGUGGGGCCGCAGUUCCAAACCUGGCCCGGAGGCUGGAGGCCCUCAGAGACCAGAUCAGCAGCUCCCUGCGACGCGGCCGGAGCCAGCCACCCUCCCACGAGGGCACACGGAGCCCCAGCAGAGUCCUCCCUCCCCGCUGAGGGCUAGAUGGAAGCCCAGGAGACCACCGUGCGACCUGGGGCUGGGCUCUUCGCUCUGGAGCUGCGGUCUCCCCAUCUAUUAAACAGGGGUGACAGCUGCCGGUCUGUUCUGCAGGCUGGCUGGGCAAGGACAGUUCCUGAGGGCCCAGGGGUGAGGGCUGAAGGGCUGGAGGGGAGCGAAGGGAGGGUGCCACCCCAGACUAUGAGAAAUGAGACUGGAUUCAGGAGGAACCGGGCAGCAGGUCAUGAAAUGUGCAUACCAAUAAAGAGGCCGCAGCCCCAGGUC
Messenger RNA from Phyllostomus hastatus (greater spear-nosed bat), 2476 nucleotides. RefSeq names its product kinesin family member 12 (gene KIF12). The record is from RefSeq and is a predicted model, not a curated record. Gene Ontology annotation, biological process: microtubule-based movement. Gene Ontology annotation, molecular function: ATP binding; microtubule motor activity; microtubule binding. NCBI's taxonomy places the organism in Eukaryota, Metazoa, Chordata, Mammalia, Chiroptera, Phyllostomidae.